UUUAAAAAGGCUCAUCAUAUGAUCAGGUGUCAGCUGUUUUCCUGAAGAAUUCAGAAGAUUUUGUGAGGAGAAAAAUGUCCGCUGGUAAGAAUAAGCAUCUGGCUGUGGGCUAUGACGAACUGCUGAAGUACACCGAGAAGUACAAAAACAUACCGAAACUUUUCAUCCUCUACACUGGAUCCAAGAAUGAAAAUGGAUGUAGCUGGUGCAGCGAUUGUAAUCAAACCUUCCCCACCAUUGACAAGGUCUUCACGAGACACCCUGACGCCCACCUCAUCAUCUGUGACGUCGGCAACAGGCCCGAGUGGAAGGACCCGAACAACUCCUUUAGGAAAAAUCUAAAAAUAAAUUCUAUCCCAACCCUGGUCAAUUAUCAUCAAAGUUCCAAAAGGCUGGAAGAUAAGGAGUGCGGGAAUGAAGAGCUACUGACUUUAAUGGUGGAAGAAAAUUAGAUGGAUAGAUGAAUGAACGAAUGAAUGAAUGAACGAAUGAAUGAAUGAAUGAAUGAAUGAAUGAAUGAAUGAAUGAAUGAAUGAAUGAAUGAAUGAAUGAAUGAAUGAAUGAAUGAAUGAAUGAAUGAAUGAAUGAUAGAAUUGUUAGCUAAAUCGCAAGUUUGAUGAUCAACUUAUGAAUGAAUAGUUUUAAAUCUUUACGCCAGUUUAAAAUAUUUACCUCUGUCAGUUUUCAAUGAUAAUAAUAAUUAUUAUUAUUAUUAUAACAAUAAUAAUUAUAAUAUUUUAUUAUUAUUACCGUGGCAAUUCAUGUAUGCAUGCAUCAAUUCACGUAUGCAUGCAUCACAUGAUCGCAAUCGUCGUCGCCAUAAUCGUUAUCAAUAAUAAUUCAAGGAA
Helobdella robusta is the source of this 848-nucleotide messenger RNA. RefSeq lists its product as hypothetical. Bases 75 to 452 code for a protein of 125 amino acids. Gene Ontology annotation, molecular function: protein-disulfide reductase [NAD(P)H] activity. Lineage: Eukaryota; Metazoa; Annelida; Clitellata; Rhynchobdellida; Glossiphoniidae. The record is from RefSeq and is a predicted model, not a curated record. The transcript has 6 exons. Gene Ontology annotation, cellular component: cytosol.